GUCGAAAAGUUGAUCGAGUGAAAGCUCACGUAUAUGGGGGGGGGGGGGGGGCGAGGACGCACUCUAUAAGACUGUGUCAGCACAUCCGAAAAUGCCCACAUGGGUCCCAGAAUACUUUGCCGAGGGUGAUCCAUUUAUUUUGCGUUUUGUACGUGCAUUAGAAAGGUCGACCGAUUCCAUUACAAUCUUCUUGAACUCAAAUGUGCAAAGAAAAAAAUCACGAUUUCAUUGUAAGGCAUUCAUAAAUAUGUGAGGCUUGGCGCCAUGCAUAUGCUGUGGCAUUGCUCUACAAUUUUUUUGUCAAGCAAUUUUGCCUGAUUAAGAACGCCUUGCGCCCGGCGUGCGUCUUGCUUCACAGCUCGCAGCUUCCAGUGGCUCGAUUAACACGUGGGCCAAACUGUAAUAAUGCCUAGUACGGAUGUAGUUGUGAUCAUUUUCGUGUAUGCCACCUCGCGCUGGGACACUUGCGUGGCUUUUUGCGGCUUUUGUUCGAGACAUCACUGACGUUCAUGCGAUGUUGCUUGUCAGUGUUGGGAAGUAGUUUUCGAGCACGAGUUUGGAAAAUAUCAGAAUGGUUAAAUUCGUUACGGAGACCUAAAGAGGAUGUUGUAUGCUAAUUGGGAGGCGAUAUCCAUACUUGUCAACAGUCAACGCUAUCUACCAGAUUUAAAUGAAUGAGAUUCACUGGUCAUCUAGUAUAGCUCAGUAAAUAGCUCGCUGAUACUGAGGAAAUGUACUUGUACUGGUGGCAUUCUAACGUCGAACUGAUAACAUCUGUUGUUAAAUUUCAGGUUGAGGACAAGUGCCAGGGGAAGUACAUCGUGUGUUUCGAUCCGCUGGAUGGCUCGUCCAACAUCGACUGCCUGGUCUCCAUCGGAUCUAUCUUCGGCAUCUACAAGCGGACCACGGACGGCGCUCCUACCGUGGGCGACACGCUGCAGGCGGGCCGCCACCUGGUGGCCGCCGGAUACGCUCUCUACGGUAGCGCCACCAUGAUGGUGCUCAGCACCGGACAGGGAGUCAACGGAUUCAUGCUCGACCCGGCCAUCGGUGAGUUCGUGCUGACCGACCCCAACAUGCGGAUCAAGCCCCGCGGCAAGAUCUACAGCUUGAACGAGGGCUACGCCAACAAGUGGGACGACGCCAUCCGCGAGUACGUCAACAGCAAGAAGCAGGGACCGAAGCCGUAUGGUGGCCGCUACAUCGGCUCGAUGGUCGCUGACGUGCACCGCACGCUGAAAUACGGCGGUAUCUUCAUGUACCCAGCCACGGCGGACGCGCCCAAGGGAAAGCUGCGCCUCAUGUACGAGUGUAACCCGAUGGCCUUCAUCAUUGAACAGGCCGGCGGCAAGUCGAGUAACGGCUCGGUGAGCAUCCUGGACAUCCAGCCGGAGGCGAUCCACCAGCGGUCGCCCAUCUUCUUGGGCUCCUCAGAGGACGUGGAGGAGGUCCUCGCCUGCAUCGCCAAGCACAAGCAGUAGCCGGCCGGGCGGCGAGGCCAGGACGAGGCCAGUCGGGCCGAGACGCGGUGGUUGGGCUCUGUUGGACGGAGGUGGCAAAAUGAUAUUUUGAUAACCAGUAUAUUGUGGAUGUUAUUCAUUCCGAUUGUUUUGAAUGAAUUUAUUCUAGAGCACGCUAUGACCGUUAGGAAUGGAAGUAGAGUUUGAAAUACACGGGACUCGCACUA
Amphibalanus amphitrite is the source of this 1687-nucleotide messenger RNA. RefSeq names its product fructose-1,6-bisphosphatase isozyme 2-like. The transcript is spliced from 5 exons. Gene Ontology annotation, molecular function: fructose 1,6-bisphosphate 1-phosphatase activity. The record is from RefSeq and is a predicted model, not a curated record. NCBI's taxonomy places the organism in Eukaryota, Metazoa, Arthropoda, Thecostraca, Balanomorpha, Balanidae. Bases 732 to 1481 code for a protein of 249 amino acids. Gene Ontology annotation, cellular component: cytoplasm; cytosol. Gene Ontology annotation, biological process: fructose 6-phosphate metabolic process; fructose metabolic process; gluconeogenesis.